Messenger RNA from Linum trigynum, 5027 nucleotides. NCBI's taxonomy places the organism in Eukaryota, Viridiplantae, Streptophyta, Magnoliopsida, Malpighiales, Linaceae. The record is from the annotation of a GenBank genome assembly.
UCAAUUCAGGGGACAAAAGAAAACUUCGAUGUCAGUUUGAUUGGGUGAAUUUCUAGUGGUUUUAUAAGAAAAACUCCAACAAUUGCUUGAUUGGUUGGAACAAAUGGGGGAAGAACGUGUCGAUUGGAAGGGCACAAAAUUGUUGAGUUUGUUGUGAGAUAGUCUCGAUGCAGUUUUCGAAAGCCAAUCAACAUUUACACCUUUCUCGUAAAGUAAAACGGUAGGAUCUAAGGGUACAAAUUGGUGUAGUAAAAUGUAAAAAUUCCAAGAGCCAAAUGGAGAGAGAGAGGAAGGUAGUGAGUAAGGGUGUACAUGGGUCGAGUUGUCCGGAUUUAGCCAUUUAAUCACCGACUUAUGUACUACGAUUUUAUAAAUAAAUCUACCCCAACCCAACACAAAAAUAAUUAUUCUACACCAUAAAAUAUUAUAUAACUAAUUAAAUUUAAAACGAAUAAACAAAGGUGAAAAGUAUCAAAAUGCAUAAAUGUUGAUUGAAUUUUAAUAAAAUGCAAUUUGUUUCAACAUAUGUCUAGUUUUUUUUUUUCACAAGCAUUUUUUCGAAAUAUACUAAAGGUUAUGAACUAACACAUCCAUAAUAUGUUAUUCUCUUAAAAGUUAAAAUUGUACAUAAGAAAAACAAUUACACGAAUCACAGCGUAUAUUAAAUCUACGCCUAAAUGUUGAGUCAAAGAAUGCAUUAGGUUGGGGACUAGGUAGACGAGAGAAAAAUUUGGCAAAGUAUCUUAAUUUUCUGAAAAAAUAUUUUUUGGAUACAAACAAUCACACCAAUAGUUGGAACACGGGCUGAAUCAGAUUCUAUGGAUUGUGUUACCCAAAAGAGGGCGUGUGUCACAAAAGAAAAUACUCAUCCAAUCAUUAAACUUUAAUUUUACCAAUAAAUACGGAUGAAUUGGUUCAGAUUGGACGAAUGCAUCGGUUUGUCGCGGGUCUUUUUGUUUAAUACUGAGAAAGCAAGGAAGAAAGAAAACUAGAAAAGAAAGCAGCAGCAGCCAGCAGUGGAAGGAGGCGCCAAAGCCCAAAAAGAAGAGAAGCCCCAUCACCGGCAACACAGGGCGCGAAACCUACGGCCCCUCGUCGGUAUUAUGGUCGCCGUUGCGUUCCAACUUCCGAGCAGGUUACCUUCAACGCGUUGACGUAGAAAAAAAAAACACCCCAUGGAGCAGAGAAGAAAUCAAAUGGGGAAGUCGUUUUUCAAUAAAGGAACAAACUGUAAAUUAACAAGGGGAAGAAGAAAAAAAACCCUCUAGGCCAUGUCGUCCUCCGCCUGCAGGCCAUUUCUCCUCUCAAGUCUCUUUCUCUCCCGCGUUUACCAGAAAGUGCUAAGACGGCUCGAUAUGCUCACAGUCUGAUUCUGGCCUUCCGCCUUUUCUGCGCUCCAAAGCAUUUCAACUGUGAGUUGUCGAAGCCUUUCUUAUCGCAGCCUCUUCUCUAUUGACUUUCGUCCUCCUGAUCAGGGCUUUCAUUUUCGCUAGCUACGCUCCAGCAUUUUGCAGCUUGACUUGUUAGGUGGGGGGAUCAUUGCUUUCUUGCCCUUCUUGCCAAGUUCCUUAAUUGAUUUGACUUUGGUCCAAGUUUGAUCCUCUUUGCUUAAUGCUUACUGGGUUGGUAGGAUUAGCCGUCUUUGCUAUCUGGGUUUCCAGCGGACUUGUGAAUUAGUGGUUCAUCUUCUGCAAAUUGCGUUUCUGGAGCUUCACCAUUGUUAGUGAGGUUGUUGAAGUUCAUGGGGAAUAUCUCAAGUUCAGUGUUUUGUUUCUUUGUGGUAAACGCGAGGAAGUAGUAGAAUUGUUCUUUGUCCUUUCUAGUAACUACCUAUCUUUCGAAUGGUGCCUGGGAUUUUGAGGAAGGUUCGGCCUGUUGCAACAACAAUUCCUAAACCUAAUGAUGAUGAAGAGUAUGCCAAUAAGGUUGAAUACUCUUUUGCUGUUGAGUACUCUGGCCCUCCUCUUCCAUACAACAUCCCUCGAGUUGUGCCAGUUGACGUCGAUGAAAUCCCACUGGCGUCAACACUUGCUUCAGCAUCUCGAUUAGGUGCCGUGCCCAUCAUCCAGCCUAUUGUCAAGUCCACUCUCCCUAGCAAGAAGCUCUCCAAGGAGCUUCAAGAAGGAGUAUCUGCUGGCAAGCCUCAACUAUUCAGUACAGCAGAUGAUUCCAACAAUCAUCCUGAAUCUUCAGUAUUAGCUGGGAGCUCAGAGAUUGUCGAAACACCAGACGACGAGGACAAGGAUGAACCAGCUGGAGAGUUGCAAGAUUGUGAAAGCCCUGGAGACGGGGAGUCAACAAAAUCUCACUCGUUUUCAUGUUCAGUUUCAUCCGAAAUCUUUUCGGGCAAUGAGGACGAGUGUGCUGAUGAAGAAGCUAUUCCUCGCCACGUGAGGAGGCCAUCGGCUGUAACAUUCCGUGAUCUUGACUCGAACGAUGUCGUGGAAGACGAAGAUUUCGAUGAUGCAUCUAAUGCUGAAAGCAGCAUCCCGGGGAGGCCAACUCCUGCUGUAAGGCCUGGGAAGAAAGGAACUUGUUAUCGUUGCAUGAAAGGGAAUAGGUUCAACGAGAAGGAGGUUUGCAUUGUCUGUGGUGCAAAGUUCUGUUCUGGUUGUGUGCUGAGAGCAAUGGGGUCAAUGCCAGAAGGUAGGAAAUGUGUGACUUGCAUCGGUCAAAGGAUCGACGAGGCUAGAAGAAAGAAUCUGGGGAAGAGUUCUAGAAUGCUGAGACAGCUAUUGCCUAAGAUGGAAAUCAAGAAUAUAAUGACUUCUGAAAAAUGUUGUCAUGUGAAUCAAUUGCCGCCAGAGCUUGUGUAUAUUAAUGAUCAGUAUCUUUCUGAGGAGGAGCUGGUGUUGUUGCAAACCAGUGCUCACCCGCCGAGGAAGCUGAAACCCGGGUACUAUUGGUAUGAUAAAGUGUCUGGUUUCUGGGGGAAGGAAGGAGAGAAGCCUUGCCAGAUAAUCAGUGACCAGUUGAACAUUGGUGGUCACAUGAGGCGGGAUGCUAGCAAGGGAGACACCGGCAUACUCAUAAACAAUCGUGAAAUUACGAAACCGGAGCUACUGAUGCUGCAGUUGUUGGGUGUGAAAUGUGAUGGAACAAAUAGCUUUUGGGUAAGUGCAGAUGGUUCAUAUCAGGAAGAGGGCAUGAAAAAUGUGAAAGGAAAAAUAUGGGACAAGCCUGGGGCAAAGGUAAUCUGUACUCUCUUGUCGUUGCCAACGCCUCUUGAUUCCAAUGGCUGUGUGAGUAAAGAGCGAAAUGGUGCUACCAUUCUCCCUAAGGGCCUUGAGCAGUUGUCACAGAAGCUGCUUCUAGUCGGCAACAGAAAGUCUGGAACGAGCACCAUUUUCAAACAGGCGAAAAUAAUCUACAGUGUUCCUUUCUCUGAAGAUGAGAGGGAAAGUAUCAAGUCUAUAAUCCAAAGUAAUUUGUAUGGAUAUAUCGGUAUACUUCUCGAGGGACGUGAACGUUUUGAAGAAGAAUGUUUGGCCCAAACGAGGGAACACCCCAUUGGCGAAAGCAGUUCUUCAGGUCAGACAGAUACUAAAACCAUUUACUCAAUUGGUCCGAGGCUGAAAUCGUUCUCAGAUUGGCUUCUCAAAGUAAUUAUUACUGGAAACUUGGAAACCAUAUUCCCAGCUUCCACUCGUGAAUACGGACCUUAUGUUGAGGAACUGUGGAAAGAUGCUGCCAUUCAAGCCACAUACAAUAGAAGGGAUGAACUUCCAUCUCUUCCAAGAAAUGCAACUUACUUCCUAGAACGAGCUGCCGAUAUUGCAAUGGUGGAUUAUGAGCCAUCUGACAUGGACAUAUUGUAUGCCGAGGGGAUAACUUCAUCAAGAGGGCUAUCGUCCAUGGAGUUUACAUUCCCCAAGUCACCUCGAGAUCUCUGUGACCACAUUGGUUAUCAGCAUGAUCCAUCACAGAGGUACCAGCUCAUCAGAGCUCAUCCAAGAACCCUGGGAGGAAACUGCAAAUGGCUGCAAAUGUUCGAAGAUGUUGAUAUGGUUCUAUUCUGUGUUUCCAUGACCGAUUAUGAUAAGUUCACUGAAGACAGCGAUGGAGUCCUCACCAACAACAUGAUGGCAACAAAGCAUCUAUUUGAAACCAUGGUAACUCAUCCAAAAUUCGAAGACAAGAAGUUCCUUCUCAUGUUGAACAAGUUCGACCUGCUCGAGGAAAAAAUCGAGCAUGUCCCACUCACUCGAUGUGAAUGGUUCAAAGACUGGGACCCGGUGAUUGGACAUGAUCCAGCUAACAGCAGAAGCAGAAUUACUAACCCUUCCUUGGCUCACCGUGCUUUCCAGUACAUUGCAAUGGAGUUCAAGAGAUUCUACGCUUCCCUCACUGAUCAGAAGCUUUAUGUCUCGCUGAUUACUGGGUUGGAAGCCGAUAAUGUGGAUGAAGCUUUUCGUUACGCUAGGGAGAUUAUGAAGUGGGAGGAAGAAACUUUUGACUUGAACAAUAAUAACGAGACAUCUUCUACAAGCAUGGAAGCAAGCUCAUCUGCAUGAUAGAGGUAGAGAUCGAUCUCAAGAACAGAAGGGCCUCAAGAGAGAGCUUUAGUUUCAAAGAGUUCAUCUGUGCUGUGAAUAUUAUACCCUGUGAUUACCUCACUCUUAUUUGUAUAGUCGAGGAGUCUGAGGUUGUUAAGUGAUUAUAGAGAGAGAAGUGAAACAUUGUAACGAAAUGUUGUAAUCCAUACAGAAAUAUGAGUUCUGGCAUUAUGAUCAAGUAUAUAAAGUUUCUUCUCUAACUGCAGGUUUCUUCCAAAUUCAGAGUUUUUUUUUAACUAAAAGCUUGCAUCUUGUUUGAGUUAUAGGUAAAGUUUGAAACUUUAUCCGAUCUUGGCAUUUCCAGAGGCUUUCCCUGGCUGCCCAGUUCAAGAUAUUUCUUCUGCAAGCAGUUUCUGGAACAUUUGACUUGAAUAGAACAGGGGGUAAUUGUCAACAUCACUCUGUUUCUAUUACCUACAAACUUUUCCUAGUGAUGUAGCUCCUUUUUCCCUAUAAACAUUACACAGCUCU